UUUAGUUCAGUUUUGAUACAGCAGGAGAGGGACGGGAUGGAACGCUUUGUUGCUCUUUUACUCCUGGUGUCAGGAAUACCAGAGGGGUUGGAGGCUCGGAGCUUCAAGAGGUUGACGGAGACAAUAUCGGUAGAGAAUGGAACUUUGACAAGAGGAGUAAUUGAAGAUGGACCCUUUGGAGGGAAUGGUGGAGGAGGAUGGACAGAUGGAGGAGAGGUUCAUCUUAACGGUCAUCCUUCUGCUCUUGAUGUUAGGACGGGUUCAAAAUUAGACGCUCUCCGUAUCCGGUAUGGAGAUGUAUACGGUGACUGGCAUGGUGGAGGUGGAGGUAGUCCUCACUCCUGUGAGUGGGAUGCUGGAGAUGAAGUGUUCAUUGUUCAGGGUCGUGCCGGCUCAGAAAUAGACGAGAUCGAAUUCAUCACUUUAGGAGGUCAGAUAUGUGGACCUUUCGGAGGAGGAGGUGGGGGUACCUGGGUAUCUACCCAUCCUGGAUGUGUCCUAGAGUACCUUUCAGGAAACUCUGGUAGCAGGAUUGACAGCCUUACAAUUCACUGGAGCUGCGAAACUAUGUAAAUACAACUGCUCGAAAAUUUAUAAAAUGUUUAAAAAUAUAAUCUUUCUAGCUAAUUGUUUUUAGUUAGAAAAAAGUUAAAAAAUA
This is a messenger RNA of Eurytemora carolleeae, 658 nucleotides long. Its product is annotated as zymogen granule membrane protein 16. The transcript is spliced from 6 exons. Bases 37 to 573 code for a protein of 178 amino acids. The record is from RefSeq and is a predicted model, not a curated record. Lineage: Eukaryota; Metazoa; Arthropoda; Copepoda; Calanoida; Temoridae.